Molecule: messenger RNA, 2373 nt
Organism: Cladocopium goreaui
Lineage: Eukaryota; Dinophyceae; Suessiales; Symbiodiniaceae
Source: the annotation of a GenBank genome assembly
AUGUCGCAUCCAUGUGGGGGCUCUAGCCAGGGCAUCACUUCAAGCCUCAUCGUCAAAGGCACUUUCACGUGCGCGACGGUGGAGGCCCAACAAAGUUUCAAAAGCCAGCUUUGCUUGGGCUGGAACAACGGAAUUGCCAAGCAUCUUGAGGGCCCCACGGGUAAGCCACAGUUGGACAACUUCAGCGAAGCCCAUUGGCAACUGAGGUUCACAGCCAAGGGACCGGAGUUUGACUUCUGGGAAGUGGACAGUGCUCGGGUUCUCUUUGGCCCAGACGUCGCUAUCAGCCUUUACAAGUUUGAAGGGUGCUGCGGGAAGGACAUUUCCGAAGAGCUACAGUCUGUGGAAGGAGCUGGGGUUGAUCAGGUGGCAGAUGCGCUGGGGCUAGAUCUCCAAGCCCCUGAGAGCAUUCCAGGUCAACUUGCCGAAACCAGUCAGGCUUGCAGUUCAAGAGCUGCACCCUUGCCCCUGGCGAACGGACCUGUUUCCGACUCCAAGAAGCCUGACGUUUGUCCCAUGCCAGAAAAUCUUCCUGCUCACUUGACAGACCUUUUCAAGAUGAUUCGGGUCCACUACGAGUUGCAGAUUCCACCAAGCAAAAAAGACAUUGCUGGAGUCUUGGGCCAGUAUAGUUCCUUGAAGAAGAAACAUGGAGGGCACCCUGACUUGGAGAAGAUGGCCGGCUGCCUUGAGCUUGCUUGCUGCGCUACUGCAGCGGAAGAUUUGCUCAAGGCGCAGGUCCUUGUUGCUCGGAUCAUGGCUUACAAGAAGCCGGAGAACUUGGAGCAGGGCGUGAAGUGGCUGCCUUCCAUUCAGGCUUUCUUGAAAGAUGACGCGAAAAGCAUCCAGCCCAUUGAGGAAAAGUUCCUCACUGUGAUUGUGAAGAUGGGCGAGGUCCAGCCGGUGAUUCGAUCUAGACAGAUCUUGGCUAUAGAUCCAUCCAGCCAGGUCUGGCUGGAUCUUGCUGGAUCUGGCUGGAUGUGCUUGGAUUUCGUUCGUCUGGCUGGAUCUGGCCGGAUCUGGCUGGAUCUGGCUGGAUCUGAUCUAAUUCAAUAUGGCUGUUUCCUCACGGUCUUGGGCUUGGAAAAUGGCACUGCUUUGAGCGACGAUGCGAAGAAAGCGGUGGAGUGGAUUUGCAAGGCGAAAAGCAGCGUGGGGAAGCUGGUGGCGAAGCAUGUGAAAAACCUGCAAGACUUGCAGAAGCAGCUGGCUGAAGAGAGCGUGGAUGAAGUGAAGGAAGCCACACGUGCUGAGGUUCUGAGCAUGCUAAGUCACAUCAGUGAAAAGGAGAAAAAGGAUCUCUUCAGCGUGGUGCCUGCCUUGGUGGCGAAAGCGCGCAUGUGUGAGCCGCAUGACCUAGAGCUUGCAGGCAAACUUGCGUCUGCAGAGGAUUUUUUCUUGGACUUCUUAGACACUGAGCUGACGGCGGCCAUGGAUUCACUCAAACAUGAAGAUGCUGAGGCAGCACCUCUGUGUUUGGUGACUGACUGGGGUUGGACAAGGGAAAGUACGCGCAAGCUGCAAGGCCAAUACAAGUCUGCAACAGCGUUUGUCCAGAUUUACCGCAAAGUCAAUCGGAAGGAUGGCCCUGACCUGGCGCAAUUCUGUGGGUUGUCACAGCUUCUCUCAACACUUCCCAUGCCGUUUCAAGAGGAGAAAAGGAUGGUGGAGGAGUGGGCUGCCCAGUUGGAGUCUCGGUAUGAAAGCCUCCAAGAAAAGACCCUUCAUGGAGUUUUCCAGAAGUGCAAGGAAGUAGACAGCAGCAUAGAUUUGAUUCUGAAGGUGGCGCAAGGAGAGGAGCCCAUGAACAUCAGGUGCGAUUCCGAAGAUGGGGUGAGCACUUUCAAAGUUUUCGCUUCCUUGGACAUUGACAGAAGUGGAACUCAGAAGCUCCCAACCAUGGGGGUUUGCUCAUGGUGCGAUGUGAACAAUGAGCUGAUGAGUCCAGGGCAUUGCCAAGGAGGUCAGCUCGGAACCAUCCUUCUUCAGAAGAUGGGCUGUUUGGAGAAGGAGAUGCACAACAACCUCCACAAGCAGUGCAUGAAGGCUUACGAAGAAUUUGCCGAUGUGACGCGAAAAGCGAAGGAAGAAGUGGUGAAGUGGCUGAAGACAGAAGAUCCGACUUUUGCGGAGCUCCGCAUCAACUUGAAGGAGUUGGGACCGAAACUUGAAAUGAUGGCGAAGUUUCAUUCCGAAAUGGCCAAGUUGACCGAAGGUUUGCCCAAGGAAUAUGUAGCACUCACGACCAAAGGUGCCUCUGAGAGCCUGUCUAUCAUGGCAGGGGUCCUUUGUGCUGCCAGUUGGCAAGAAAUUUUGGGCAUGCCAGAGGGGAAGGCCCAAUUUGACGCCGCAUCUGCCGCUCUCACCAGCCAU